UCAGAUAGAUCCAGGAAGUGAUGUUUUCUCGUUCAAUGCUUUAUUUCUUUCAUUUUUUAUUCAUUAACUGGUUUUCGCCUUUAAAUGGAUUAGAAGUUUACCUCAGUUGGUCUGUUUAGUCGCAUCUCUAUGAAUAGCUGUAAUUUCCGGGAACUGUUGAGAGCCUGCAUGAACGCUCCAUUCGUUGACGCAACUCUCUCUUUCGAUGGCUCUGAUAGGGUGUGAUUAGCGGCUCAGUGGGUGUGUCUCAUGCUUGAUGUGUGUCCGGAUGCCGCCGUACAGCCAUAUAAACAAGAGGUGUGAAUUAUUCAGCGCUUUCCUGCCCGUAUGAAGUCACAUGAUAGCGUGACCCUGAGUGAAGCACAGAAAAAUGUCUGUCAGAGAUCAAGUGAAACGUGAACACCCCUCACACACCUUCACAUGACACACGAGACGUGACACCCGACACGCUCCAGCGUCCUCUCGCUCCUCUUGUCUUUCCAGGAGCCGUUUGUGUUUCAGUCUGCGCUGGUCCUCCAUCACGCUCAGGUGUGUUUGAGACGUCGUGUUCCUGCUCCGCUCUCUCCGGCCCACACACCACAGUCUCUUCAGCGACGUCAUGGCCGUACGAGGCACCAUCCCUCCUCCGGAUUAUUACCCCUUCGACAUUGCUCUGUCUGCGCAGCCGCCUGAAGAUCUGCAGGGCUUUUACAAGGGCAGCGCACACAUGCUGAGCAGAUCAGGAUCUCAUUAUGGGCUGGCGUCAGGAGGGGUCAGGUCCGCCUGGGAUCAAGGGCAAGCCAGAGCGACUACUCCAGGUCCCGUGGCCGGUCCUCCCCCCCCUCCUCCUCCCCCGCCCUCGGCUCAUGAGAUCAGCCGCUUGUACAGGGAUUCUCUGGCUGUCAAGAUGAUUUCAGAUAAUCAGCGUGCUCGCAGUAGAGCCGCCUCACCCGCCUGCUUCGGUAUCGAGUCCGGCCCGUCCAGGUAUCUGGGCGAGACGUUUCAUUCUGCGUACGGCGACGUCAACGGCCUCCCCCUGGAGUCCUGUCAGCCCCCCUCCACCUGUAUAAUGAUGGACCCCACUGGUCCGGUCAUGGAUGGGAAUCUCUCCCGAGGGACUCCGGCUUAUGGCUCCGUGGCAACGCAGAGGAUGCCCUACGACCCCGCUUACGACCCCAACCUGGCGAUGGCGCCCGGUGCAGCGACGAUGCCGGUCCACCACCCUUCGGGGGCUGUUUCGGCAGACCCGAAGAAAAACGUGGAUCCGGGGUUUCUGACUCUACUACGCUCGGAGGGACUGUCGGAGAGCACCAUUACUCUGCUCCUGCAGCAGGGCUUUGACUCUACUGGCAUGCUGGCCGUGAUGGAAGACCAUGACGUACGCUCGGUGGUGCCCAACUUGGGACAGGCGCGCAUGCUGUCUCGACUGGUCAUCAGCUGUAAGACGGGAACAAGCAGUGCUGCCUCCGUCCUGAGGGGUCGCUCCAACAGCUUCAGCCACCGCAGCGACCUGUACAUGCAGCCUCAGGCCCUCGGCGUGGACGGCCACUUGGUUCAACAGCAACCGCCCACCGCCCUCCAGUCAACCUCGCCGAGAAUGGGCGAGUUUCUUGGCCGCCGGCCGUGCAGUGCUCCUUCUCAGCAUCUGCUGGAAACCGCCGCGUACCCGGCGGCGCGUCCGCUUGGGGGGCUUCCCGCCAGUCCUGCCGGUUACGGUGGGGGGUUGCCGCAGACGCGCCCCCUCUCCAUGUACACCAACAGCCACGCUGGCAUCGCCGCAUCCGCUCAACAGCAGCCCGUGGCGCCCAAGACCUUCUCAGGCACCUACACGCCCAUGGAGCUGAUGAAGCGUCCUGUGAAUCUUCCUCCCGUGUCUCCGGGUCACAGUCCUCAUCACAGUCCUCAGUUACUGCGGAAGGGAGGCGCGCCUGUGGACGCUGGCGUUCUUCAGGUCUCUUCUGCCCUGCAGACUCACACCCUCAAUCCAAACAACAUGCUGAGCCGUCGAACCGGACCGCCCGUCAUUGUGUCCACCAUGUCUUCUCCUGACGCAAAUAAUAGAUCUCAGAUCAUGAAUGGUCCGCUUCAUCCUCGUCCUCUGGUGGCUCUAUUAGACGGUCGAGACUGUACAGUGGAGAUGCCCAUCCUGAAAGAUCUCGCCACUGUGGCCUUCUGUGACGCACAAUCCACACAAGAGAUUCACGAGAAGGUGUUAAAUGAGGCUGUUGGUGCGCUGAUGUAUCACACGAUCACUCUGACACGAGAAGAUCUGGAGAAGUUUAAAGCGCUCAGAAUCGUCAUACGGAUCGGCAGCGGAUACGAUAACAUCGACAUCAAAGCUGCAGGAGAGCUCGGUAUCGCAGUGUGUAACAUUCCGUCGGCAGCAGUGGAGGAGAGCGCAGAUUCCACUCUGUGUCACGUGUUGAAUUUGUACCGGAGGAACACGUGGUUGUAUCAGGCGCUGCGGGAGGGCACACGCGUGCAGAGUGUGGAGCACAUCCGUGAGGUGGCGUCAGGAGCUGCUCGUAUCCGUGGAGAAACACUCGGACUCAUCGGCUUCGGUCGCACGGGUCAGGCUGUGGCAGUGAGGGCGAAAGUGUUCGGCUUCACUGUGAUCUUCUAUGACCCGUAUCUACAGGACGGGCUGGAGAGAUCUCUGGGUGUUCAGCGUGUGUACACACUGCAGGAUCUGCUGUAUCAGAGCGAUUGUGUGUCUCUGCACUGUAACCUGAACGAACACAAUCAUCAUCUCAUCAAUGACUUCACCAUCAAGCAGAUGCGUCAGGGGGCGUUCCUGGUGAACACAGCGCGGGGCGGUCUGGUGGAUGAGAAAGCUCUCACUCAAGCUCUGAAAGAAGGACGAAUACGAGGAGCUGCUCUCGAUGUGCACGAGAUCGAACCCUUCAGUUUUGCUCAGGGCGCUUUGAAAGACGCUCCUAAUCUGAUCUGUACUCCACACACGGCCUGGUACAGUGAACAAGCGUCUCUAGAGAUGAGAGAAGCAGCAGCCACAGAGAUACGCCGAGCCAUCACAGGUCGAAUUCCAGACAGUCUGAGGAACUGUGUGAAUAAAGAGUUCUUCAUCAGCUCGGGCGUGUGGGGCGUCAUGGAGCAGCAGGGGGUUCAUCCUGAACUCAACGGACAACAAUACAGCCAAGUCAACCAAUCACUACAAGCCAUCACUACCGGCUUCGCCCCUCAAGACAAACUCAAUGCUUGAAUGAAGAGCAGGUGAUUGGUCAGUGUGGCAUCAGAUGGCAGUCCAGCGGGUGGGGUGUGUCUGGUGUCAGGCAGGCUGUCAGAAGCCCAGUCACAGACGCACUUACCAAACACAACAAGACCAAAGAAGAUGAGACAGAGCAACACACACAAAGGGAAUUGAUGUUUUUAAUGUGCCCCUCCUCCUCAAAGACAAAACAUUGAUUAACACAAACACUUUAUUUGACAUUUCUUAUGACAGUCUGUGAUUAGAUCAUUUCAUCGGACACACAUGCAUGAUGUGUAGUUUUCUUCUGCUCUGUUUGUUUAUCGGUCUGGCUUGUGUCUAAUAAUAUAACUAUUUAUAUUUUGUUGAAUUUAUCUUAAUACUAAUUGAUCUUAUUAUUUGAUUGUAUGAUCAUUAUAAUAAAUUAACAAUCUAAUGGGUCCUUUAGUUUGGUCGCAUUUAAAGAAACUGUGUGGUACACUGACAUCUAGCGGUUGAGUUUGGUAUCGCAGUCCAAAUUCUAAAUAUUGGAGAAACGAGUUUAGCCAAUUAAUACUUCCUCUGGGUUUCUUUUAUUGUUAUCAGAAAUAAUCUAAAGGUGCUCUUUCAUUUGCAGAAAUUUAAGUCCCUGGGAACCGGAAGUUGCGAUCGUUUUUACUUCCGUAUUCUGACGCAUUCUGCAACCUUUAGCCAAAAUAGCGUAACGGCUUAUGCUAACGCACUGACUUCAGCGGAACGCAAUUAAGGACACCAGAUGCUAGUUUUUAAUGGGCGGGAAAAUCGACUGAGAAAAAUAGUGGGCGGGACUUGUGUUUUUCUUUGCGAUCUGAUUGGUUGUCACGCUUGUUUAUGUUGUUGCUUUAAAAUACGCACACACUCACGGACACACACACACUCAAUCACACACACACUAACACUCACAUGCACACACUCACAAGCACCCAUGCACACACACACGCACACACACACACACACCCAUGCACACUCGCGCACACUCACAUGCAAACACACACCGAUGCACGCUCACAUACACACAAUCACGUACACCCAUGCAUACACACACACACACACACACACACACCGAUGCACACACACCCAUGCAUACACACACACACACACACACCGAUGCACACACGCAUACACACAAUCACGUACACAAACACACACACCCAUGCACACUCGCGCACACUCAAAUGCAAACACACACCGAUGCACGCUCACAUACACACAAUCACGUACACCCAUGCAUACACACACACACACACCGAUGCAAACACACCCAUGCAUACACACACACACACACCGAUGCACACACGCAUACACACAAUCACGUACACAAACACACACACACACACCCAUGCACACUCGCGCACACUUACAUGCAAACACACACCGAUGCACGCUCACAUACACACAAUCACGUACACCCAUGCAUACACAUACACACCGAUGCACACACACCCAUGAAUACACACACACACCCAUGCACACACACCCAUGCAUACACACACACACACAAUCACGUACACAAACACACAAAUCUUUUAAGUAAUACUCCAGUCUGCACAUCAUGUGUCAAUAAAAAUAAGAAUAUUAAGAGCCAUUGACCAGCAAGUGAACACUGAUGGAGUAAAAGGAAAUAUUGUGUGUGUGUGUGUGUGUGCGUGCGUGCGUGCGUGCGUGCGUGCGUGUGUGUGUGUGUGUGUGUGGUGCACAGAAUAAGAACAGCAGAUGAAGGUUGUUUCAUAUUUGAUGUUCUGAGAGUUUGUGUUUUUUUCUUCAUUCUGCUAAAUGACUCAGGAAAAUCACAUUUCUCAUUUUCUAUCCCCUGCUUUUGUAUUUUAAAGAGCAGAAAAGUAAAACGUGUUAGUAUUUUUAUAAAGCAACAUCAUAAUAUUUCAAGAAGUACUGAAUAUUUAAAAACAAGUGUUUUUCUAUCGAUAAAUGUUCUUAUUUAACCACGCAGCGCUUCUCAGCUGGUGUGUAUUAGGUCUGAAUUAAAGGUGAUGUGAAACAAACACACGAUGUGACGCAUAGUGCUCAGAAAUUGGACACUACACAACGUAUUAUGUUUAUGAACAUUUAUUGUUCUCUACAUGAAUGUGUUUUGUGUCGACAUUCAUGUGUUUUUGUGCUAUACCGUUCAUCUUAACACAUUUUUAUGUUUGAGAACAUUUUUGUUUGACUUCUGUUCUUACACAAAACUAGUUGAGAAGCGCUGUUGUUUGAAACUCUGUUCUGUCUCAUUUCUUUGGUUUAUUUUGAGAUUGUGUGUUUGUCUAACAGAAAGAGAUAAACUGACACAAGCAGAAGCGUGAGGUUGUUUUAUUGUGAUUGUAUCUGUUUCUGGUACAAACUGACCAUUAAGUGUUUAACACAAUUGAAUUAAAACAUGCAGUUCUGACA
Molecule: messenger RNA, 5590 nt
Organism: Triplophysa dalaica
Lineage: Eukaryota; Metazoa; Chordata; Actinopteri; Cypriniformes; Nemacheilidae
Gene: ctbp2l
Product: C-terminal binding protein 2, like
Exons: 11
Coding region: 599-3199 (866 amino acids)
Molecular function (GO): NAD binding; transcription corepressor activity; oxidoreductase activity, acting on the CH-OH group of donors, NAD or NADP as acceptor
Source: RefSeq, a predicted model, not a curated record